AUGCGUGAACGCUUGAACAGUGCAUCGGAUCGCUACUCAGGCUAUCGUCAAGGAUCCUCACGAAUGGAAGAAGACCUGGCCAAACAGAGACGCAUAUUGGAGAUAGAAGCUCAAAUUCAAGCUCUAGAUGCGCAGUUGGCCGGGAUUUCACAGGUUGGACAUGUUUUUAAUCUCAGUAUUAAAUAACUCUUUUUUUCAAAGCGUGAAAGAAGAUAGAAACUAGAACUUAGUUUUUAAAAAAGCGUUUUUAGCAAGAUAACAUGUAUGCUCGAAUGGAAAGAGCUCAGUUCGAAGAGAUCUCGAGAAGAAGCAGGUCAAACAGAAGUAGGAGCCGCAGUCCUUCACACAGCCGUUAUUACCGUAGAUCUCGUUCGCCAGAGCAUCAUAGAGAAAGAGCCCAAGAAUUGUAUUACGAGGAAUCCAUGCGGUUUUUUUCCUGCAAGAAAAAAAUAAAAUUAUAUUAUUAAGGUAUGCGGAAAUGCCCUCGAUGUCAACUGAAUUCGUCAGACCAGCUAGCCCACCUAAACUAUUUUUGAAUAAAGAGACGUUCAGCGUUGAUCCCAUCCCUGUUUAUCCAAGUUUUUCUCCCGAACAGACGCUGGACGACCUUGAUUAUGGCAAUGACGGAACGUAAGUAUUUCAUUUUUCCUAAUCAAAUAUUUGCAAUUUACAUAAAAUGUUUCAGGGUUCGAGAGUUUCGCAGUGAAAGCGAAGAUUCCAGUUCUUCUCGAGAUAGAUAUAGCGACCAUGAAGAACGCAGCAGCAGGCGCUCCGACCGUGAUCGCGAAAAGCGAAAAGAAAGAUCCAGUCGUGACUAUCGCCGCCGCGACUCGCGUGAAAGAAGGAGAAGUCGCGGCUCAAGAGAUCGCAGAGACGAAGAAGAACGGUCUCGGAAAAGCCGCGACGACCGACGGCCACCCAAAGAAAGUUCCUAUCAAGAAACUCACCUGGAUUAUUCGAAGAGACGAGAAGAAGAGUACAGGCGAAUGAGAGACGCCGAGGAGAAAAGGAAGAAAGACGAGAGAAGUUCCUCCAAAAGGAAAGAAACCAGCAGCACUUCAAGGAGCAGUCGAAAUACCGGCAAGGAAUCGAAAGAAAGAGAAAGAGAUGGAAGAGGCAAAGUGGAAAAGUUCGUUUUUAAUUAGCGCUCUUGAAGCUUUCAUACCUUUUUCCCAGUUGCAGUAUUUCUAAAACGUUCUUUAUUUCAUCUUGAUUUUUUGAAAUGUAUUAAGUAGGUCGCAGGAAUAAUUUUUGUAAUGAAGGAGAAAAAAUGACAAAAGAACUGCGACGAGAAAAAUUUUUUAUGAGACUUGGAAGAACUUUUGAAAAUAUUUACAUACACUGCGACCCUAACCUAUCUUUCAUGUUUUCAGGAUUGACAAGACCAAGAAAAUAUUUGAGCGGAACCAAAUGUUUCUCAGCGAAAUUUCGUCCGCGAUGGGCACUAAUUUUCAGAUAGAAUAUCACUCGGAGACGUCUAAACCGGGAGGUUUUCUUUUCUGGCUGACUCUUGUUGUGAAGAAUGUUUUCAUGCAGAUUGGUGUGCUCGUGCAGCUCUCGACUGGUUGCCCAGCUCUUGCUUCAAUGUCAUCGUCGAAGGAAUCGAAAAUCAAGAGUUCCAUUUUUUCAUUCUCGGUUAAAUGAAAAGAAUAAUCAAAGGUCACAGGUCUGUAUAAAAGUAUCUUUAAAAAAGCACCCAUUUUUGACCGCUUAUUCAAAUUUUGACAUAAGCUUUCUAGGACAUCUUUCGUUUUUAUUUUCAAAAAGUAUAUAUUUCUGAAUUAAAAUGAAGAUAAUAAUACGAUCGUUUCAAAUUUAUCAAAUAAGGUUUGUAGCGAAGUUUUGUGAAGGUGCUGAAAAUUGAAGAAAAUCUUGAGAUUUCAUAUUCUCUUUUCAAUGACCUGAGAAGGACUGAAAAUAGCAUUUCGCCUUGAAACUAUUAUUGAAAUUGACUGCUUUCCAAAAAAUAUCCUUAUUGAAUUUCUCAAAGAAUGGCCGAACGGAAGGCCGUCGAAGAAUUGAUGCGUAGGGUAAUCGACCUGGGAAUCGUUCCUAGCGAUGUCAACUUGUGGAUGUACGAGUAUGAGGUUUUCCUUCACCUAAUUGUCAUCAAUAACUUAUAUUUUGAGCAUCUCCCUAUUUUCCUCGCCGGUAUACUGAAGCGGUUGUGCUCGGAAGUGUCCAAAUGCGCCUCGAGCAGUAAAAGUACUAAUUAAAUUUAUUUCAACCUUUCAAUUUGUUUUAUCAGACAACACGGAACGGUUCUUAAAAGACGCAAGUGAGAAAUGUGCCAAAUUUUGGUCGAUCGAAAAGCAGACGGUGGUGAGUUUUUUUUUUUGUUGAUUUUUUGCAAAGAUUCAUGUUUCGUGAUUACUUUCAAUGAUUGUCCGACUCCUCUUGAAUUUUUUUCUAAAAAUUAUUUUUGGGUUUUAUUUAAACUACUCCUAGGUGAUCUUUGUUAUUAUUUGUGUAAACUACGCGUUAUUUAAAUGACAUUAGCAAUCGAUUUCCCUCUUGGAUUUAUCAUCAGUGUUUGUAAGAGUAUUUCACUAUGAGCUGAAACUUUUUAGGUUUUCUACAAGUUUCAGAGAACUUUUUCUCUCGAUAACUUUAUUUUCCUGUGCUUUAAGCGUCUUAAUUAAUCAAGGGUUUGAAGAUCACACGAUUCUUGCAUAAUAAAAAAAAAACAGCAAUCAAGCCUUUGAGAUACUAUUCCAAGACCCCCAAGUUUCCACUCAAUUGUUCCUAAGAAAUUCCAUAGAUAACCUAGGAAUUUUUAUUUUGCCUGUUCACUGCUCUGUUUGACUUUAUGGGAUUUUUUUUCAAUAGUUCCAAACGUUUUUUUUAACCAAACUGGACCCUUAUUUUUUCGAGUGUUGUUCCACGUUCCCAAACACCCCACCCUAUGUUUUAUUGUUCAAUUUUCGGAGAAUUUGGAAAAAGUUGUUAAAUUUAAUCAUCGCUGAUUUGAGAGAGAAAGUACGCCAAGUAAUGAAACCGAUUUGCGCUUCAAGGCUUCUCUUAGCCCGCUGUUCAUCUGCUUUUAAACUUGUAAUUAGUAUAUUUUUUUGUAGUUGAAACUCAUAAUGGCUACAUCUAGCUUCAGGCUUGGAUCUGUAGACAUUAAGGUAGAAUUCAUUCAGAUAAACAAAAUUAUUGCUAGGUAAAAGAAAGAAAAAAUUCAAGAAAGCAUUAUGAAAGUGAUUAGAAAUUAACUGUUGUUGAAGGCGCAUGGACAGCGUUCUAUUGAAUAUCUUGACGUACAAAUCGGCUUCAAAUCGAUGCAGAUAUUUUCUUCUUAAGCCAGUGGUGAAUAGGCUGAUUUUAAUCGACAACUCUCCUUUUUAGGAGAAUUUCGUUCGUUUUCUCACCCCGGAAAGCUCCACAAAUGGCAGAAUGUCGUCUUCUUCACGGGUGGAGCUGGCCUCAAGGAGCGUCAGAGUGAUGGAGAAGCCGACACUGGAAAAGCCUUCCCAAUCGAAGAGUCAAGGCAGCGGACAACGUCAGCAACGCAACAACUGUUCCAAUAUCCCGUCGCUGAUGCAAGUGGAUUGCAACGUCGCUCCAAACUACGCCUUCCCAGAGUACUACCCACAACUCGACCCCCAGAUGGCCUUCAACUCCUACGCCUACAUGCAGCCGACCAACGCCUUCUACCCACCAACCUACGCUACGUAUCCCGACGUCGCCCCGAUGGUCAGCGGAUCUUCCAAAUCUUCAGCCAUUCCUCGCAAUGUUAUCAACCUCACUGGAAAUCUUCCUCAUCAAUGA
Caenorhabditis auriculariae is the source of this 3771-nucleotide messenger RNA. The record is from the annotation of a GenBank genome assembly. NCBI's taxonomy places the organism in Eukaryota, Metazoa, Nematoda, Chromadorea, Rhabditida, Rhabditidae.